GUACGCCACACGUCAGUAAACAAGUCGCACAUAACGCACGCUGUGUUGUUGAUAGUGUAGUUUUUGGUCAUUGGAUUGCCAUUUUAACCGCAGCUACCGUUACAAGCAAAUCUACAGAAUGAACGAGAAAUGAAGAGGUUUUAGGUACGUUGUAAUAGCUUCAUACUGCACCAGUCUGGGUCAACAAGAUGUGGCUUUAGUACUUACAAACUCGGUAGAAAUUUUCGUGAAGGACCUUGUCGGUUAAAAAUCAUCAGUACCGUAGCAGAGUGAUGUGAGAAAUCCGUAUUAACCCUGCUUUGAAGCUACAGGAGUUUUAUGCGCUGUGAGAUUUGUCACUGUAUGAUUUGAAUUUAUCGUGUUGGACACCGUUCAAUUGAGUUCUUGCCGAACAAAACAAAAUAAUGUCUACUGAUAACAAAGAGAAUGCAGAGUGCGACAAGAAGAAGAAGAACCGACCACGCCUGAGCAUCAAAAUUUUCAGUGGAGGCAGUAAGAAGAAAGAUCUAAGGAAGAUACACGAGGAGCAUCACGAUUCUGACGGAUCCCACAAGGCUCCGGAGGAGAGCCCAGAGGUAUUGACUGAGGAGAAAAACACAAAGGAAAUCAAAACUGACAAUGUGACUGAAUCAGAUGUGAGGGAGGAGUCUGCUCCUGUUCCAGUGCCCUUAAGGUUUGGGAGGAGACGCUCUCUGUCAGCAUGCGCUGAUGUUCAGGAUACACGCAUCAAGAGAAAAGACGACAGCGAAGGAGGUGACCAAGACGAGACGGAUGGGGACCAACUGAGCCCCCUCCCAGCCUCCCCAACGAGGUCCUGUAUAAGAGGGCGAUCGGCUACCUUCUCCCACGGGGAGAACGUCGAGGAACGUUCGAGACAGCGGAGCGUUAGUUUCUCCCCAGAAACGGUUGACCCGCCCCCACGUAACCUCAAAUACCGGGAAUGGAUCGAGGCAAAAACCAAGGCACCGCCAAUCAACGUCAAGCACGAGAAACACAAGCAGAAAAUGAACCAAAUGAAGAAGGUGAACUUGUCCGAUUUCCUGUCAUCUCCUAAACGUGGGACUGGGGGAAUUAUGUCAGUCAGUACAUCAGCUUUUGGAGGGGGUGGAAGCAUGAUGAUGUAGCCAGAGUGCCAACAAUACAACCAACCCACCACACCAAGGAGAAGUCAGAGUAUGAGUCGACUCUUGUUCUUGGAGACCCCUGGACGGCAUGCCAUCACUGAUCUUUGUCAGAAUCCCAUGUACCAAUGUUGUCCAGUGGUUAGACUGCAGAAUUUAACAAUUACAAGGUUGUGGGUUCGAAUCCUACCAGGCUAACCGCUGAUUCCACAAUGGUAAGGCACCGUCUACCUGUUGGAGACCCAGUACCAGAGCGAAGCACACAUUUUCACAACAACUUGUUUGUCUCUGAUACGAAGCCUAAAGCCUGGUUCAUACCUCCUGCGAAUGCGAAGCAAAUUUUGGUGAUACGCACUCAUUUACCAUUUGUGAUGCAAGGAAAUUCGCUUUGCACGAAGCAUUCGCAGUAAGUAUGAGCCGGGGCUUUAGUUUGAGGCAUGGGUUUGAAAAGGGUCAUCGUAAUCAAAAGUCAGUCGGAACAGUAUUCAUAUCUUUGAUUAAUCUGUUAUAUCACACAUCACAACAAGACUUUUAUUGGGGUUUUAAUUAUUCACAGACUCGUGGGUGAUGACAUUUUCUUGCAGUAAUAUGAUGGAAGGGGGUAGAAGAGUGAGUUUUUUUUUCCCGGUGGAGACAAGAGUUAUCUCCUCCCACUCUCAAAAACAAGCAUUGUUUGCAUGUUUUCCUCUUGUUCCCUCUUUGAUUUUAGCGGUGUAAGGAGGGGGGGGGGUAGAACGAGGUGGCUUACAUUUGUUGUUGACUUAUCCACAUAUCCCAUCUCAGAUGACUGUG
Asterias rubens (European starfish) is the source of this 1913-nucleotide messenger RNA. RefSeq lists its product as uncharacterized. Lineage: Eukaryota; Metazoa; Echinodermata; Asteroidea; Forcipulatida; Asteriidae. The coding region runs from base 405 to 1124 and encodes 239 amino acids. The record is from RefSeq and is a predicted model, not a curated record. The transcript has 3 exons.